AUGUUCUCCCACCCAGCCGUCGCUCUCGCUCCCAUCCCGCCGUAUCCUCUCCCUCACUACCCGCCUUCACCUCUCCUAUUCACCUCACAUUCACUCAGUCCCACACCGCGAUCUCCUCUUCCUUACUUCCCCGUCGUCGCCUCUCCCUCCUCCCCGUCGUUGCCUCUCCCUCCUCCCCGUCGUCGCCUCUCCCUCCUCCCCGUCGUCGCCUCUCCCUCCUCCCCGUCGUCGCAUCUCCCUCCUCCCCGUCGUCGCCUCUCCCUCCUCCCCGCCGUCGCCUCUCCCUCCUCCCCGCCAUCGCCUCUCCCUCCUCCCCGCCGUCGCCUCUCCCUCCUCCCUGCCGUCGCCUCUCCCUCCUCCCCGCCGUCGCCUCUCCAUCCUCCCCGCCGUCGCCUCUCCCUCCUCCCCGCCGUCGCCUCUCCCUCCUUCCCGCCAUCGCCUCUCCCUCCUCCUCCUCGUCGCCUCUCCCGCCGUCGCCUCUCCCUCCUCCCCGCCGUCGCCUCUCCCUCCUCCCCGCCGUCGCCUCUCCCUCCUCCCCGCUGUCGCCUCUCCAUCCUCCCCGCCGUCGCCUCUCCCUCCUCCCCGCCGUCGCCUCUCCCUCCUUCCCGCCGUCGCCUCUCCCUCCUCCCCGUCGUCGCCUCUCCCUCCUCCCCGCCGUCGCCUCUCCCUCCUCCCUGCCGUCGCCUCUCCCUCCUCCCCGUCGUCGCCUCUCCCUCCUCCCCGCCGUCGCCUCUCCCUCCUCCCUGCCGUCGCCGCUCCAUCCUCCCCGCCGUCGCCGCUCCUUCCUCCCCGCCGUCGCCUCUCCCUCCUCCCCGCCGUCCCCUCUCCCUCCACGCGGUUGCCUCUCCCUCCUCCCCAUCGUCGCCGCUCCCUCCUCCCCGCCGUCGCCUCUCCCUCCUCCCCGCCGUCGCCUCUUCCUCCUCCCCGCCGUCGCCUCCGGCGACAGGUGCACGAGCGCAAGCGUGA
Closterium sp. Naga37s-1 is the source of this 966-nucleotide messenger RNA. The record is from the annotation of a GenBank genome assembly. NCBI's taxonomy places the organism in Eukaryota, Viridiplantae, Streptophyta, Zygnematophyceae, Desmidiales, Closteriaceae.